Lontra canadensis (Northern American river otter) is the source of this 820-nucleotide messenger RNA. RefSeq names its product SS nuclear autoantigen 1 (gene SSNA1). The coding region runs from base 77 to 433 and encodes 118 amino acids. The transcript is spliced from 3 exons. The record is from RefSeq and is a predicted model, not a curated record. NCBI's taxonomy places the organism in Eukaryota, Metazoa, Chordata, Mammalia, Carnivora, Mustelidae. Gene Ontology annotation, cellular component: ciliary basal body; centrosome.
GCAGCGCGCAGGCGCGAGCGCGGGGUUCGGGGGGGCGGUAGCGGCGGUUGGAGUGGUCGUGGCCGCGGCGGCGACCAUGACCCAGCAGGGCGCGGCGCUGCAGAAUUACAACAACGAGCUGGUCAAGUGCAUCGAGGAGCUGUGCCAGAAGCGCGAGGAGCUGUGUCGGCAGAUCCAGCAGGAGGAGGACGAGAAGCAGCGGCUGCAGAACGAGGUGAGGCAGCUGACGGAGAAGCUAGCUCGGGUCAAUGAGAACCUGGCGCGCAAGAUCGCCUCCCGCAACGAGUUCGACCGGACCAUCGCGGAGACCGAGGCUGCCUACCUCAAGAUCCUGGAGAGCUCGCAGACUCUGCUCAGCGUCCUGAAGAGGGAAGCUGGGAACUUGACCAAGGCCACAGUCUCCGAGCAGAAGAGCGGCGGCAAGGACAGCUGACCGGACGCAGGUGGUCAACAGGUUGGCCUCCAGCACUGUUUCCAGCGUGUCUUGACUUCACGACCGCCUCCUUUCACUCUUUUUUGGGUAGCAGGAGGCUGUUGCCAAGCUCCACCCACCCCAGGUGGUGAGGACAGCCGCCAGCUGGGAGUCCUGGCCCUGGGCCCACGCAGGAUUUGGGGAGGGCAGGCUCUGGGUCACUUCUGCUCAGGGCCUGAGAUCCCCACACCCGCCCUGUGCUGCCAGAAAGGUCCUGCUCCCUAGUCUCAGCACCAUGGCCGCGCACUCACCUUGGUGCCCAGGCCAGGGGAGUGGGCGGGGGGCCCUCCAUCUUGGGGUUUGCUCUGGUAGUCUAUGACUGUCAGUAAAGAUUGUGUUUGUAAAAGU